AUGGGCAAAGACCUCCUUUCCGCCAUCGCCAUCCCCGAGCUGACCGGUAAAGUCGUCAUCGUCAUUGGCGGGCACACAGGACUUGGUUUUGGCACAAGUAUCGAACUCGCAAGACAUGGCGCCCGGGUGUAUAUUGCCAGUCGAUCCCAAACACGGUUCGAGCAUGCCAGGCGGGACAUCAUCGCGGAAUGCUCGGAGCGUGAAGUAGACGUGAGGUUUCUCAAUCUCGACCUGUCCAGCAUGAGUAGCGUUCGUCAUGCAGCUGAGCAAUUCAUUCGGCAGGAGUCGAGGCUACAUUUGCUGGUGAACAAUGCCGGUGUUGUUCUCAGCUCACUUCAACUAGAUUAUGUGUGUUCCGUCAACUACAUUGGCCAUUUCCUAUUUACCAGUUUACUUCUCCCAACCCUGCAGCAGACAGCAGCCGAGGCAGCCGACAAGGGAAGCGUGCGCAUCGUAAAUGUGUCUAGUGACGGACAUGCCAAACUCGCCCCGAAGGAAGGUAUUAUCUUCUCCGAUAUGAAUAUGAAAGCCUUCUCAGUCUGGGCUCGAUAUGGCCAUUCAAAGCUUGCCAAUGUCCUACACAGCAGGGAGCUGGCCAAGAGGUAUCCGGACAUCCUAGCACUCUCAGUGCACCCCGGAACCGUUAAGACAGGCCUGGCUGCAGGCCCGAUUUCAUCUACCCCGCUCUAUAGAUUGAUAAAGCCGCUGGUCGAGCUGGGUGCGCCAGGUCCACGCAAAGGAGCAGCCAGCAUUCUCUUCGCGGCUGUAUCGCCGCAGUUGAAGCUCGAAUGCCAUAAUGGGGCGUACCUGCUUCCGAUCGGAAGACUGUCGGCUCCCAGUAAGGCGGGAUCAGAUGCGAAAAUGGCGGAGGAACUCUGGGAGUGGACCGUUAAUGCGCUAUCACAUGUGAAGGUCGAUGAAUAGUCGCAAACUAUUCGAGAGAUAUACUAGCAGUCAUGCGGAUAUGUUGCUCACCUUUCAUGCUCCUCCGAGCCUUUUGAUCAGUCCAAAAUACCUCCACCCCUGUCGUAUCAGAGUCAAGUCCUCGCCGUCGAUGGCCGUGAUUACAGUUGCCGCGUGGUUGAUGAAGUUGGCUCGCAGACCUGGUUGAGUGGACGCAGCAGCGCCUGUAAAUGCAACCCAGGUGAAUGCCUCGGGAGCAUUCUGAAUCCAGUAUAGUGGUUCGACCUGCAGAAUAUAGUUUAGGAGCACCUGAUUGAGCUGAUCCUGGUCCGUAGGGCCUGGGGCUUGCUCGUUGUGCAAUUGCCGUCGUCGCAGGGUUGUCCAGAAUAUGGAACAACAGAGGUGGCAGCAUGCAUUGAGUUUUUCAGAUGAAGUAAGAUAGUUAUGGCGCUCGGUCCAGGGAGUCGUUGGACUAGAUCUUGCCAGAAUAUGCGCCCACUCACAUUCUAUGCUGGAGGUACUGCUGCGGUCGGCGUGGAAGAACUGAUCG
This is a messenger RNA of Aspergillus welwitschiae, 1453 nucleotides long. RefSeq names its product NAD(P)-binding protein. The record is from RefSeq and is a predicted model, not a curated record. NCBI's taxonomy places the organism in Eukaryota, Fungi, Ascomycota, Eurotiomycetes, Eurotiales, Aspergillaceae. The transcript has 6 exons. Bases 1 to 924 code for a protein of 307 amino acids.